CCGAGGUUGUAAAGUAGCUGCACCCAUUCACAUUGUCGUUCAAGUAGAAUUUUUCAGCUUUUCGAAAAAGCUUCAAGGCAGUAUCAGUACAACGAACUACGAACGGAGACAGAAUCGAUUGUCAGGAAUCAAGUCAUCGAAAGAACGCAGUCCUCGAAUAAAACAUGCCGCUGUGUUGUGGUAAGCCGAAGAAAGAGGAGCCGAAGGAGCCGAUUGUGUCACCGGAGUGCUUUGUGAUUCCAGUUCCGGGCGAGAAGGAUGCACCGACUCGGACCAUAGGCGACAAGGGGGAGCCGCAGUCGCGCGUCUGGUUGAAAAAACUUCCCGCCGGGCGUAUGACUUUCCGCUGCGAGUUCGACGCUGGGUAAGGUUUCUUCUAUGUUCUUUUUUCCUUUUUCCACUGGUGCGAAUGAGCGUAAGAACACACAUUCAUACGGAAGCGGAAAUAUCAAUAUAUAUGUCGCGCUAUUCUUUCAUCUCGUAACGCUUUCACGUUUAUGUCUUUCUACUUUUCCAGGCGCAUGCUCUUCAUCCUGCAAAAAAAAAACAGGUUCGACUGGCUGAAGUCGGUUUCUCCGAAGCUGGCGGAUUGCCCGCAGUGGUGCCCGACCGCGCGGUUUGGGGUGCUCGAGUCCGGCAAAAUGAAGAUCAAAAUGGAAGACGGGUCGGAAUACACGAUUAAUCCGGGCGACACGUUUUUCGUCCCGCCGAACCACUUGCCGAUUUUCGAGGAGAAAACGGUCGUGAUUGAGUUCCUGCAGGAGGAAGUUCCCCCCGCACCUGCUCCCGAGCCCGCGAAACCGCAAGAACCGGCUGCCGCAGCCCCCGCAGAACCCGCGAAAACGGACGCGGAGGCGCCGGCGAAGGCGGACGCGGAGCCAGCAGACAACAAGGUUUGAAGAUGAUCAUGGUGUGAACAUCAGUGCAACUUGUGAUCAAAGGAAAUCCGUUCAGCCAUUCGUCCGACAAGUGUCGACACUAAGUAAAUCUAGAUUUUUUCUGUUGAUGAUGUUGAGGCGAUCAGCCGACGGCUAAAUUUUUCCUUUUUCCGGUGAAAGGAGAGGAUCGAUGAGGUUGAGGAACGGGAUCAUUGUCCCUCUGUCGAUGUGAGUUUUUAAAUGGCA
This is a messenger RNA of Amoebophrya sp. A120, 1124 nucleotides long. NCBI's taxonomy places the organism in Eukaryota, Dinophyceae, Syndiniales, Amoebophryaceae. The record is from the annotation of a GenBank genome assembly.